This is a messenger RNA of Solanum lycopersicum (tomato), 1365 nucleotides long. Its product is annotated as beta-glucuronosyltransferase GlcAT14A-like. Gene Ontology annotation, cellular component: membrane. NCBI's taxonomy places the organism in Eukaryota, Viridiplantae, Streptophyta, Magnoliopsida, Solanales, Solanaceae. The record is from RefSeq and is a predicted model, not a curated record. Gene Ontology annotation, molecular function: glucuronosyltransferase activity.
GUUGGACCUUAUAUUUAUUUAGGAUUCUUAUAAAUAACUCAUGACAAGGUUCAACAAUGGUAUCUUUGAACAUGGAGAAAACAUGUGCAAAUCCUCUAGCUAUAACUUUUAUUAUUUGUUUUUUCCUACUUGGAACCUCUAUCAACAUGACUCUUAUUUUCCCUUUUCACACAAUUACUUCAAUAAUCUUCUCAAUAUUCCCAUCUUAUAUUACUAUUACAAAUAAUCAACAUAGUAAUUCAUACUUUGUUGAAUCAAAAAUCAAUCAAAUACCUCAAUAUAAUAAUAAUAAUCGUUCGAUACCUCGAUUCGCUUACUUGAUUUCUGGAUCAAAGGGUGAUCUUGAAAAGUUAUGGAGGUGUUUGAGAUCAAUAUAUCAUCCAUGGAAUUACUAUGUUGUUCAUUUGGACUUGGAGUCAAAUGUACAAGAGAGAUUGGAACUUGCUUUAAGAUUGAAAAAAGAUGAAAUUUAUACAAAAGUUGGAAAUGUGUAUAUGAUUAGUAAAGCAAAUAUGGUUACAUAUAGAGGACCAACUAUGGUUGCUAACACACUUCAUGCUUGUGCUAUUCUACUUGAGAAACAUAAAGAUUGGGAUUGGUUUAUCAAUUUGAGUGCUUCUGAUUAUCCUUUGGUUACUCAAGAUGAUCUACUCUACACAUUUUCUGAUUUGAAAUCAGACUUGAAUUUCAUUGAGCACACAAGUGAGCUAGGUUGGAAAGAGGCCAAAAGGGCAAUGCCACUAAUUAUAGACCCAGGGUUGUACAAAACCACAAAGUCUGAUAUAUUUUGGGUCACACCAAAAAGACAUGUUCCCACAGCCUUUAAACUCUUUACUGGUUCAGCUUGGAUGAUCCUUUCACAUGCAUUUGUGGAAUACUGUAUAUGGGGAUGGGAUAAUCUCCCUAGGAACCUACUUCUGUACUACUCGAAUUUCGUGUCCUCUCCAGAAGGCUACUUUCAGACAGUUGUAUGCAAUGCACCAGAAUUCACUUCAACUGUUAUCAACCAUGACAUGCACUAUAUUUCUUGGGAUGUUCCUCCAAGACAGCAUCCACAUACACUUACCCUCAAUGACACUGCAAAUAUGAUAGCAAGUGGAGCAGCGUUUGCGCGCAAGUUCAAGCAAGAUGAUCCUGUUUUAGACAAGAUUGAUAUGGAAUUACUAAAUAGGAGUAAUGGUAGCUUCACACCUGGUGGUUGGUGUGCUGGAAAUCCUCCUUGUUCUAAAGUUGGAAAUCCAACAAAACUUAGGCCAGGUCCAGGGGGUCAAAGACUUCGACGUCUUAUUGAUGAACUAGUAUUUUCAGCUAAAUAUGGUCAGAACCAGUGUAGUUAGAUCUUUGUUGUAUUUGCAUCCUUGCUUG